AUGGCUCCAAGAAUUGACUUAAAGACCAUUACCGAUUUAUCUGUUCUCUUCGGAACUGCAAUUUCAGUGUACUAUUUGGUGAAUAGACUACUAACAGAGGCUGAAGGAGGUCCUUUAUCAGGUAACUCGAAAGAAAAGAAGGAGAGACAAUCGUUAGUAUGGCAAAGAUUAUGUGCUGCCAACCCCGAAUUGGAUGAUGUCAGUUUGAAUGCAUACGAGCGUAGCGUACUUGCUUCUGUCAUUACGCCUCAAGAUAUCGAUGUUUCUUUUGAAGAUAUUGGUGGGUUAGAAGACGUUAUCGAGGAACUUACAGAAAGUGUCAUUUACCCUCUAACAAGUCCGGAAAUUUUCUCCGAAAGUGCAUUAUUGGAGGCGCCAAAGGGUGUUCUUUUGUAUGGACCACCAGGAUGUGGUAAGACUAUGAUAGCAAAAGCACUAGCACACGAAAGUGGAGCCAAUUUUAUAUCUAUCAGAAUGUCUUCUAUAAUGGACAAAUGGUACGGUGAAUCCAAUAAGAUCGUUGAUGCCAUGUUUUCUUUGGCUAACAAGAUUCAACCAUGUAUCAUUUUCAUCGAUGAAAUUGACUCCUUCUUAAGACAGCGUGCUUCAUCAGAUCAUGAGGUGACAUCUAUGUUGAAAGCCGAGUUUAUGACUCUUUGGGAUGGUCUUACCUCCAAUGGGAAGGUUAUGGUACUUGGAGCCACGAAUAGGAUCAAUGAUAUCGAUUCUGCAUUCCUAAGAAGAUUACCUAAAAGAUUCCCUGUUGCAUUGCCUAACGCACAACAACGUCAUAAAAUACUAAAAGUGUUUUUGAAGGAUACAAAGUCAGACCCUCGCGAUUUCGAUUUGGAUUACAUUGUACAAUGCACAUCUCAGAUGUCAGGAUCCGAUUUAAAAGAACUAUGCAGAGAUGCUGCACUUACUGCAGCAAGAGAAUAUAUCAAAGAGAAACGCAAGCUGACAGAAACUGGAAAGACAGACAAUCUAAGUCGCCUCAAAAUGAGGCCCCUAACAAAUGAAGACUUCUUGAAAAAUCUCAAAAUCGACGCUGGUGCAACAUUUUCUAGAGCUGCAUUAGAUUGA
This is a messenger RNA of Kluyveromyces lactis, 1083 nucleotides long. RefSeq names its product protein-degrading AAA family ATPase MSP1 (gene MSP1). Lineage: Eukaryota; Fungi; Ascomycota; Saccharomycetes; Saccharomycetales; Saccharomycetaceae. The record is from RefSeq and is a predicted model, not a curated record. Gene Ontology annotation, molecular function: ATP hydrolysis activity; ATP binding. Gene Ontology annotation, cellular component: mitochondrial outer membrane. The transcript has a single exon. Bases 1 to 1083 code for a protein of 360 amino acids.